Molecule: messenger RNA, 1388 nt
Organism: Hemibagrus wyckioides
Lineage: Eukaryota; Metazoa; Chordata; Actinopteri; Siluriformes; Bagridae
Gene: trmt10a
Product: tRNA methyltransferase 10A
Exons: 9
Coding region: 167-1168 (333 amino acids)
Biological process (GO): tRNA N1-guanine methylation
Cellular component (GO): nucleoplasm; nucleus; cytosol
Molecular function (GO): tRNA binding
Source: RefSeq, a predicted model, not a curated record
CACAAACAUGGCGGACAGCUGAUGACGCUCUUCAAGACCGCCGUCGUGUUUAAAUGACGUGGACACGAAGCAUGCAGGCUGCUUGGAAAUAAGGUGAAGCUAGCUAGAGUUUGCUUUUUUCUAUCAUCAUACCUAGUGGUCUUCACUAGGAAUCAAUAGCAGCAUCAUGUCCUCUGAUGUGGUCAGUGAUUCCCGAGCAGAUGGAAAUGACCAGGAGGUCCAAGGUGGAGGAUCUGAAACACUGUCAAAGAGACAGAGAAAGAAACUUCUCAAACAACAGCAGUGGGAAGAACAGAGAGACCUGCGCAAGCAGAAACGCAAGGAGCGGAAACAGCAGAGGAAAUUGGAAAGACAGACGCAGGUUGAGGACAGAACAGACUGUCCUGACAGGAAGCGCAUUCGCAAAGAGGCAGAGCCCAGUUCUCUCCGUCUGGUCAUAGACUGCAGCUUCGACAGCCUCAUGAUGCUCAAGGAUGUCAAGAAGCUUCACAAGCAGAUCCAGAGAUGCUAUGCAGAGAACAGACGAGCGGCACACCCGGUCCAGUUUUAUAUAACAAGCCAUGGUGGGCAGUUGAAACAAAAUAUGGAUGAAAUUAACAAAGGCUGGGUCAACUGGAAGAUUCAUCCAAGAAAAGAGAUGUGGAGCCUUAUCAAGGAUGUCCAUAUCAAGUCAGAGCAUUUUCAUGAAAUCUUAAGCAAAGAUGAUCUGGUGUACCUCACCUCGGAUUCACCCAACAUUCUCCAGGAGCUUGAUGAAGCUAAAGCUUAUGUCAUUGGAGGACUGGUAGACCACAAUCACCAUAAAGGAAUAUCUUUCGAACGGGCUAAAGAGCUUGGAAUCGCUCAUGCUCAACUUCCACUGAGCAGCUUCGUCAAGAUGAACAGCCGCAAAGUGCUCGCCGUCAACCACGUGUUUGAGAUUAUGUUGGCAUAUCUGGAGAAACGUGACUGGAAGGAGGCCUUCUUUACUGUCCUGCCUCAACGCAAAGGAGCUGUACCUGUGGGCCAAGAGAACAAACAGAAGCAGGAUGAGGAUUCGGAGGAUUCGGAUACAAAUGAGACAGGAAAACAAAAUAGCGAAAAUGAAAAGGACCAAACAAAUGGCAAACAGGAAGAACAUGAAACUGAGCAUAACCUGUCAGAUUCAUGUGAACGGACUGAUGUAUAAGGAGAAGUGACAAUUUCUUUAUUUUAUAUAUAUUUUAUUCUUUUUUUGUGCCAAGAACUGGAAUGACUUUUGUGUUUGCAGAUGUUUUUGUUUUGCUUACUGUUAAGUUAUUAGAAAUAUUCCUUUUUUUUUCACUUCUCCUGAAAGUUCUUUUGAGAUCUGAAUGUUUAUCUGCCAAUAAAGUUAAGAUCUAAUCUCCUGCCAAAUGCACUGUCCAGAC